AUGGGCCUCUGUGCCAUGCACCUCGUGGACUUUCUCAGCAAGGGUUGCCACUGGAAGAUGAUUGCUUGCAAUGCGAGCAACUUCGGGCGCCUGGGCGACCAGCGAGAGCAGCAGAUCGUUCUCCGCUAUGACGACUUUGCGCACCAGGACUGCGACCACCUGCUGGUGGAGCUUCGCGAUGUCGGGUACGUCGAGGUCAGCGGCAUUCAGAACGCACCUUCGGCCGCGUCUGCGAUGCAUGAGUUCUUCAGCCACCAGUGGCGCUGCUCUGAGUACCGGAACAGCAUCUUCGAGGUGUUCAAUGCCAAGUACUGCGAUCGCAAGUACAGGACACCGCCGAACUUUUACUUCCGGGAUGGCCUUCGCAACAACCUGGGGCGGCGCACGCUCGAACUGGCCACCUUCAUGAGCAGCCGGGGCUGGGAGUUGGCAUCCUGCAACGGCGGCAGCCUCACACUUCCCAAUCAGAAGAAGCACGGCAAUGGCCUCGUCCGAGAGCAUCAGAUCAAGUUCGUGGGCGCCAAGCGUGAAGGCUUGUCCAGCUGCCCUCUUCUGAUGGUGGAGUUUCGUUCCGUUCCGGCGCGAGACGUCAUGGGACGAGCAUCCCACGAGUCGUUCAUUGAGAUUACUGGCGCAAAUGUCAACGAUGUUCAUGGCAAGUUGGCCGGCUUCGUGCAGAGCCAUAUGCAGAGCCGGUUGAUUGCAACAGCGACUCCAACGUGUGAUUUGGGCUUCGUCUGUGAUGCCUUCCAGAUGAAGGAGGCAGCGCUGGACUGCAAGGAAGGGCGCUUCCUGGGCGAGACGAACUUCGGCAAGUACGCCAUGCGCCUCUGCGACUACAUGGUGGACUACCUCGGA
Messenger RNA from Symbiodinium necroappetens, 858 nucleotides. Lineage: Eukaryota; Dinophyceae; Suessiales; Symbiodiniaceae. The record is from the annotation of a GenBank genome assembly.